This is a messenger RNA of Pelodiscus sinensis (Chinese soft-shelled turtle), 1056 nucleotides long. Its product is annotated as free fatty acid receptor 2-like. Gene Ontology annotation, cellular component: plasma membrane. Gene Ontology annotation, biological process: cellular response to fatty acid; G protein-coupled receptor signaling pathway. Gene Ontology annotation, molecular function: G protein-coupled receptor activity. NCBI's taxonomy places the organism in Eukaryota, Metazoa, Chordata, Testudines, Trionychidae. The record is from RefSeq and is a predicted model, not a curated record.
GCAGCUCUUCCCUGAUACGUCCCAGGCUGGGCUCCUGAGUUCCAGCCCCACUGCAGGAUUCCUGUGUGCUGGCUGCGGGGAGAAGGAACCAAGAAAAUGUGCAUGGACAUUUCCAUCCCGCUGGUUCUCACCGUCUACAUCUUCACCUUCGUGAUCGGCCUCCCGUCCAACCUCCUGGCCUUCUACACCUUCCUGGUGAAGGUCCGACAGAAACCCACCCCUGUCGACAUCCUUCUGCUCAACCUCACCAUCUCCGACAUCUUGCUCCUCAUCUUCCUCCCCUUCAAGAUGGUGGAGGCUGCCUCCGGCAUGGAGUGGCACUUGCCCAAGUUCCUCUGCCCACUCAGCAGCUUCAUCUUCUACAGCACCAUCUACAUCAGUUCCCUCUUCCUCAUGGCCAUCAGCGUUGAGCGCUACUUGAGGGUGGCCUUCCCCAUCAAGUACAAGCUACGGCACCGGCCAGCCUAUGCCAUCGCCGCCUCCGUGUUUUUUUGGGUUGUGGCCUGCAGCCACUGCAGCAUCGUCUACAUUGCCCAGUACAAAGACAACUCGAGCUCUUCAUCCAAUGGGAAGUUCUACUGCUAUGACAAUUUCACCAAUAUACAGGAGAAGGUCGUCCUCCCUUUCCGGCUGGAACUCUUCAUCGUCCUCUUCUGCCUCCCCUUCACUAUCACCGUCUUCUGCUACGUCAACUUUGUCCGCAUCCUGCUGACCUUGUCCAACAUCCCUGCCCAGAGGAAGCACCGUGCUGUGGGCCUGGCUGUGGCCACCUUGGUCAACUUCAUAGUCUGCUUCGCCCCCUACAACCUGUCCCAUGUCGUGGGCUUUGUGCAGCACAAGAGCCCCUGCUGGAGAGUUUACGCUCUUCUCUUCAGCACCCUCAAUGCCUCGUUAGACCCUGUCAUCUUCUACUUCUCCUCCACCACUGUCCAGCGGGCCUUCGCCAAAUGCCUGGCCAGCCGGAGGCACAAACUCAGCGCCUUGACUUGCUGCAGGGAAGUGGACAGCAAGGGGGACAUGGCCAGUGAGGACAAGGUUGAGGAAUCAAUGACAUGA